AUGCUGCUCCUCCACCAGGUCGGCUCCGUCAAGAUUGGCGAGGUCGUGCGCUACACUGUCACCUACACUCCCUCGCAUGACCGCAUCUUGCCGUCACCUUCGAUCCUGCACCUGCGCAUCCGCAACACCUCUGCCAUAGCCCUGCGCGCCGCCUUUGUCCACGGGCCCUACAGCCUCGACGUCGCCGCCUACCCGGCCAAUUUCGACCCAAACGUCAAGUUCGAGAACCCGCAAAAGUAUGGCGUGCCCGAGUUCGAACCCAUGCUCAAGGCCGGCGGGUCAUGGCAGUGCGAGCUGGUCGUGCCCGAGGACAUACGGGAGAGCGCCGGUCUGGGGGCGUCAAGGGGUCAUUUUGGCAGCGGCAAGGAGUGGGAGGAUUGCAGCAGCGUCACUUGGGUGAUCGAGGUCGCGAGCCAGGUUAUCUUUUCCAGUUCCGCCGCCGUCGGCUACGAGGUCCUGCUCGCACGCGAUGAGAAGAGUCUGCACCUGGGAAGCAGCACCCCCGUGCUCGGCGGCAACCAGGCCCAGGUGCCCCAGCCCGGUCGCGUGAGCGAUUUCCAACAAAGCGUUGGCGCCAAAGACGGGCACCACCCGGCACAGAUGAAGGGGGUCUUCUCACGCGCCGUGACGCUUAAAGUAGAGGAUACUGCCAGCCUGUGGAAUACGCCAGGACUGCCGGGAUGGGACGAAUGGACCCAUGGCCACCUGCACAAGAACUAUGGCAUGGGUCACGACGUAGCGACUGAGGCUGUAGGCCCCCCAAAAAAUGCAAGCGAGGACCAAGUGAAGCAAGCCAAAGAUGAGGACGACGUUACCAGGCGCAAAAAGAAGCCCAAGAAGGUCCACCUCGUGGUCGUGACCCAUGGGCUCCACAGCAAUCUGGGUGCCGACAUGUUGUAUUUGAAGGAGAGCAUCGAUGCCACGGCUAAACAGGCCAAAAUUGACGCAAGGGAACGGAGGCGGAAAGAAAAGGCAGAGCGAGAGGCAAAGCGCAAGGAGAACCAAGCCCAAAAUGCCGACGACACUGCCGGGGGCGAUGAGGACUUGAAACCGGAAAUCUCACGUGAAGAAGAAGAAGAAUAUGACGAUGAAGAGGUGGUAGUCAGGGGCUUUUCUGGAAAUGCGACCCGCACAGAAAGGGGCAUCAAGUUUCUCGGCAAGAGGCUGGCUCGGUUUGUUCUCUCGAUGACAUACCCUGACCAACCCUUCCUGCCCACAAUCAAGUCUGCGACCGAGAGUAUCGCUGGGGCUUUCAAGCCAGAGUCGGGAGAUAAGGCAGACAAGGGUGACAAGCCAGCGCAUAGGCACAGCACGAUACACCAGCCAAAACACCACAACCCACACCGAGCUUUUCAAAUCACGAGCAUCAGCUUUGUCGGACACUCCCUCGGUGGAUUGGUGCAGACAUAUGCCAUAGCGUACAUACAAAAGCACUCACCACAGUUCUUUGACCUUAUCAGGCCGAUCAACUUCAUUGCGAUGGCCUCGCCGUUAUUAGGACUCAGCAAUGAGAAUCCCAUGUACGUCAAGUUUGCUCUAGACUUUGGACUAGUUGGCAGGACGGGACAGGAUCUUGGCCUCACAUGGAGGGCGCCCACCAUUGCUAGGAGUGGCUGGGGUGCUAUUGUAAGCACGCUGGGCGAGAGCGCGCACAAGAAGGUCAUGGGAGAGGUUCAGCCAGAGUCCAAGCCUCUACUGCGGAUAUUACCGACCGGACCCGCCCAUGUGGCACUCAAAAAGUUCAGGAAUCGAACCGUAUACUCAAAUGUGGUCAAUGAUGGCAUAGUGCCUCUACGCACAAGCUGUCUGCUGUUCCUGGAUUGGCAAGGCCUUGGCCGUGUAGAAAAGGCUCGAAGAGAGGCUGGACUGGUAGAGUCUGUCCUUGGCUUUGGAUGGGCCGAACUUACAGGUGCAAACGUAACCUCACCGCGGAGAGGCCCCUGGUCACCAUCGGCUGGGGAGUUGACGGUUCCUCAACAGGAUGUUCCGCCGCCGCCAUCAAAUAUAUCAUCUGAGCCGGGUACGCCGCCAGAGCACGCCCGAGAAGUGCCACAGCCAGCGGAAGAUGCCACUGCCGAAGACGAUAGGCGCAGUCUCAACCUUUCGAGCCCAGUUCAGGAGCAUCCACCACCUCUUCCAACGUCUCACACCACUAACAACGAUGGUCCGUUGAGCGGCUUUUUGAACUUUUUCAAGUCCAACAAAGAACCACAACCACCCCCGGCAUCGAAACCCUUAAAAGCCAAUUCGUCAAAGGAUACCAAAGUUCUCAAGCGAAGCCAAACCCUGAAGCUGCUGGAGAAUGAAUCAGCAAGUUCCAGCACCUCGAAGGUAUCGACUGGCCAUGAAUUGGAAGGCAACGAACAAAGCAAUGUGUCUGCGCCUCCCAAAACGAGCUUUUUCGAGUCAGCUGGAGAUAUACUAAAUCCCAAGAUUCCGCCAAUGGAGUUCCUCAUUGAUCCGUCAAAACGCCCUCGAACAAUCUUUCAUGAUCGUGUCUAUCAUCCCCAAGACAUACCGUCUCCGCCACUCAAGAAGCGUCCGACUGGAACGCUCUCAAUGCGCAGAAAGUCUGGUCAACGCACCCCAUCGUCGACUCCCAAGGCCAAAUCGAUAGAGCGGAAUGACAGUUCUGCCUCUUCCCCUUAUUUGACUCCCACUCCUAGUGUCGCCCAUCAGGAUUCUGCCCUGUCAACGCAAGACUAUGACGAUCUGCUGCACACGAGCCCUGAUCAUGAUCCCAAUCAGGUCAUUGAUAGUUCCAACAUGAGUGUCGAGGAAAAGAUUGCACGUGCUUAUCACAAGGGUCUGAGCUGGCGCAAAGUGCUCGUCAAGUUGGAGCCGGACGCCCACAAUAACAUUAUUGUGCGACGCAUGUUUGCGAAUGCUCAUGGCUGGCCGGUAGUGAAGCAUCUUGUCGACGCGCAUUUCAGCGACGCGGCCGCUGCCAGGAUCCCGGAUCAAAAAGAAGAGAACAAGGAGCGUGCCAAACCAAUGAGUCAGAACCCCGACACGACUGGCGCUGAAACGACAACACAGGACCAGCCACAAGAUCAGCCCAAAUCUGACACUGCCAUCGAAAAUGGCAAUCCAGAGAGCAAAGCCACCUCCCAGAAUGAGGGAGCAGAUCUUCAGAAGGUGUCCUCACCAGAGCGACCGCCUGCGACAGCUCACACACUGUCCGAAAGCCGUGAGGCAGAAGAUGCCGUACCAGAUCUGCCGAAUCCAAGUGCUUCAAUGCACAGUUCUGCAUCUUAUGACCACCUGUCCCCCUCCAAUGCCGCUUCUCGUCCAAGUCUCGAUAGGCUCGACUCCGUGACCUGGAGUGAAAGAGAUUGGGCAGACAGCGGGGAUGAGAGCGAAGAUAUGGACCAGCACCUUGCUUACGGCGGCAAGAAGGCUACAAAUGAGGAGAAGAACAAGUCUAUUGAGAGAACGGGCAGUCCGGUCUGGAAUUGGACCGAGAAGAUCGUGGGCAAAAGUGGAAAUAAGGGCAAGCAAAACCCAGCCCAAUCAGACCCCCCGAGUCCUAAUGAGGGUGAUCAGACGCCGCGGCCAUGA
Messenger RNA from Pestalotiopsis fici W106-1, 3561 nucleotides. RefSeq lists its product as uncharacterized. Bases 1 to 3561 code for a protein of 1186 amino acids. Gene Ontology annotation, molecular function: monoacylglycerol lipase activity. The transcript has a single exon. Lineage: Eukaryota; Fungi; Ascomycota; Sordariomycetes; Amphisphaeriales; Sporocadaceae. The record is from RefSeq and is a predicted model, not a curated record.